AAAUCUUGUGAUUAUUUUUAUAUAAAUACGCCUCUAGUCUCAAAACCCAAAAGCAAAAUUCGCAAUUCAGUCUUCCCUCUAUAUAAUCCCUGAUAUACAUAGACCUCUUAAGUAUUCUAUCGAAAACACUUGCAUUCUACAACAUGUCUAUUUCUGCUUUAAACACUGCAACAGUUGUCUUUCAAGAAGUUCAAAGCAACUUUUACUCGAGAAAGUUGCUAUUACAAACCCCUCUUUAUCAACAACAGUCUGCAGCAACUCCUCCAGUGAGUGGCAACGCACACGUCGCAUCAGAACCUUAUCCAGGGGAUAAUAAUUUCGAUGCAAAUGUUGUGAUGGUACUCUCAGUCCUCUUGUGUGCUUUAAUUUGUUCACUAGGAUUAAAUUCUAUAGUUAGGUGUGCCUUGAGGUGCUCAAGAUUAGUAGCCUCUGAAUCAAGUGAAAGCUCUUCAGCUCGUUUAGCAAAUACAGGGAUCAAGAAAAAGGCUCUCAAAACUUUUCCAGUAGUAAAUUACACAGCUGACCUGAAGCUACCUGGAUUAGAUGCUGAGUGCGUAAUAUGCCUUUCAGAGUUUGCUACUGGCGAGCGUGUGAAAGUUUUGCCCAAGUGCAACCAUGGUUUUCAUAUCCGAUGCAUCGACAGGUGGCUCAAUUCCCAUUCAUCAUGCCCUACUUGUAGACAAUGCCUGAUUCAGACAUGUCAGAAAAUAGUCGGCUGCAGCAUGCCUAGCGCACCACAACCAAUCCCCCCGCACCAAGAAAACGUUACUAUCAGAAUCGCACCUUUGGAACCUGAGGGUGUAGUGCGUAGUUUCCAAACCUAAGUGCUGGGUAAUUCUUACUUCACUGGGUUAUAUACUCACUAGAAUUGUUCUUUAAAGAUAUUAAGAGCUAGGCUAUCAAUUCCUCGGGGCCAACCGGGUUACCUCAUAGUUAGGCCCCGGAAGGAAUGUAAUGUUCAAUUGUAUAUUUGUACAAAAUUAUAAGAUUGUGUUUUUAAGCCUUC
Molecule: messenger RNA, 1006 nt
Organism: Daucus carota subsp. sativus
Lineage: Eukaryota; Viridiplantae; Streptophyta; Magnoliopsida; Apiales; Apiaceae
Product: RING-H2 finger protein ATL78
Exons: 1
Coding region: 144-824 (226 amino acids)
Biological process (GO): protein ubiquitination
Molecular function (GO): transferase activity
Source: RefSeq, a predicted model, not a curated record